Molecule: messenger RNA, 1967 nt
Organism: Vigna angularis (adzuki bean)
Lineage: Eukaryota; Viridiplantae; Streptophyta; Magnoliopsida; Fabales; Fabaceae
Product: probable inorganic phosphate transporter 1-9
Exons: 3
Coding region: 237-1763 (508 amino acids)
Biological process (GO): transmembrane transport
Cellular component (GO): membrane
Molecular function (GO): transmembrane transporter activity
Source: RefSeq, a predicted model, not a curated record
UACAUACAACAAAAACUAAUUGUUUUAGUUCCUACGUAGCACACAAGAAGCCGGAAUACGCUAAAGCACAAAAAAGGUGGCCCUUAUCUCUUCAUAAUCUAGCCAUAAAUGCCUACACAUUUAUGUUCAGAGCAACCAAAGUCGUGACCUAAGAGACCAUGUCGGCAUGGUUGAAAAGUCUCAUAUAUGUUGUAAGGUAAAUUAAGGAUCUAGCUUGAAGGGAAUUGCAGAAGAAAAUGGCGAGGUUGAGGGUGUUGUCUGAGCUUGACACAGCAAGGACGCAGUACUAUCACUUCAAAGCCAUCAUCAUUGCAGGGAUGGGGCUCUUCACCGAUGCCUAUGACCUUUUCUCAAUCACUCUCAUCAUCAAGAUGAUGGGAAGGAUAUAUUACGACCACCGCAAGGGCUUUCAGACCCCGCCGCUGGUCACCUCCGCCCUCGUUGCUACCGCGCUUCUGGGCACCGCCGUCGGUCAGCUCCUCUUCGGAAGGCUCGGCGACCUCAAGGGGCGCCGCCGAGUCUACGGAUUCUCCUUGCUGUUGAUGGUCUUCAGCUCCUUGGCCUCCGCCUUCUCCAUUUGCAUAAGAAAAACCUGCGUUUUCGUCACUCUUGGCUUCUUCAGGUUUAUGUUGGGGCUGGGGAUUGGUGGGGACUACCCUCUGUCUUCAACGAUAAUGUCGGAGUUUGCGAACAAGAAGACACGAGGGUCGUUCAUAGCGGCGGUGUUUUCGAUGCAAGGGUUCGGCAUAUUGGCGAGCUCAACCGUGACGGUGGUGGUGUGUUCCAUUUUUCGUGCGGCCUCGAAGUCGUCGGAGGCUGACGUUGCUUGGAGGUUGAUACUGAUGCUGGGUUGCGUUCCGGCAGCCAUGACUUACUACUGGCGCAUGAUGAUGCCCGAAACUGCCAGGUACACAGCGUUAGUGGAGCACAAUGUGAUGCAAGCAGCAAAGGACAUGGAGAAAGUUCUUGAUGUAAGACUGAGCAUGAUUGCAGAGGAAUACCCUUUGCCACCAAUCCCACAUCCCUACCCUCUCUUUUCAAGGGAGUUCUUCCGCCGCCAUGGUCGUGACCUCUUUGCAUGUUCUUCAACAUGGUUCCUCGUCGACAUUGUCUUCUACAGCCAAGUUUUGUUCCAAAGUGAAAUAUACAAACGCUACCUCGACGAAAAGGGAAAAGUAGACAUCUAUAAGGAGGCUAUUCACGUCGCUUGGAUCCAAGCCGUUAUCACAGUCUGUUCCACCAUCCCCGGUUACUUCUUCUCUGUCUACUUCAUUGACAGAUGGGGAAGGGUCAAAAUCCAAAUGAUGGGUUUUUUCUUCAUGGCAGUCAUCUUUUUCAUCAUUGGAAUUCCCUAUUACACUUUUUGGACUACUCCGGACCAUGAAGAGAACAAAUGGUUCAUGGUUUUGUAUGGCCUUGCUUUUUUCUUUGCCAACUUUGGCCCUAACACUACCACUUUCAUAGUCCCGGCUGAGCUUUUUCCAGCCAGGUUUAGGUCAACUUGUCAUGGCAUUUCUGGGGCAGCCGGGAAGGUUGGGGCGAUCAUUGGGUCUGUGGGCUUUCUUUGGGCUUCUCAUAAAAAGAGGGAGUAUGGAUACAGUAAGGGAAUUGGGAUGCAGGUUACCCUUAUCAUACUUGGAGGAGUGUGCUUAUUGGGAAUGGUGAUCACGUACUUUUUCACUAGGGAAACCAUGGGAAGGUCCUUGGAAGAGAAUGAGGUUGAUAGUCAGACCAAUGAAGUUGAAGAACAUAAUAAUCUUUGAUUCCUUGCUGGCUGGGUGCGUGCGUUUAAGGUUGUACGUGCAUUGUGGUGAAUCGUCAUUUUUUGUUGAUAAGUUUUGUCUUAUUCUGUACACUUUCUGUUGAUAAGUAAAGGAUAUUAUAAUGUAACAUUUUGAAGUUAUAUCCAGCAGCCAUUCAUGGAAGACUAUUUGGUGAUUAUUAAUACAAAUCCUUGAUUUAGUGGA